CCCGAAAUGCGCUCUCUCUCUCUGUCUCCGCCUGUCUGUCUGCUGUCGCCCACACGCACUUCCACACAUGCAGACACAGACAGCGAUGGAUAUCUAGAUAAAGCACACGCAAUCAGUCAAUUCUCUCUCAUCACAGACAGACACGGAGGCAGGCAGGCAGCCCACACCAGACACCAAGAAAAGCAUCUCAAUGUAUAAUCCAUCCAUCCAUCCAGAAGGGGGGCAAAAAUGGCUUCACACCACCCACCAGCCAGCAGCCCGGGAGCUCAUCCGCAAUCCAAAAGAAAACAAAACAAAACGGAACAAAACAAAUAAGAAACAUACACAGAGAGGGAGAGAACGAGAUACGUCUACCCUCCCUAGUACGGUCGCUCAGCCGAAGAAGCCCCGCCUCUCCGGCUUCUGCUGCUGCUGGUUCUGGUUGUUGGAGGGGUCGCCUUGCUGCUGCUGCUGUGGCGAGGCUACAGGAAAGGGCCCAGCUCCGCCCACCUGCUGUCGGUGAGUGGCGAGGUCCUGCCAGCUCUGAUCCAUCGGGGAGGGAGGGUACCGGAUAAUCCCAGGGGCUUGCUGGGCGGGGUACCCGAACAUGGGCGCAUUGUGUGCCUGAGGGUGGGGGUGGUGGGGGUAGUAGCUCGGCCGCAUUGUCGGAUUGGGAUUGGGAUUGGGCUUCUGCCGCCGCGCGCUGCGGGACGGCCACACCCGGUUGAGGCCGGUGAGCAGCCACUUGUCGAACCCCGCAAACACGAAGACUAAAACGGUGCCGACUAGAGCCACGAGGGUGUAGCCGAGGCUGGUCAUGGCGUCGUUCAGCCCAUGGCCCGCCUGAAUGCCAAAGGCCUGAGCGCGGCUGACGAUCUCUGCCCCAUACUGGGGCUGGACGCCGCCGAGCCACACCAGCAGAACGCCCACCAGCCCGAAGAGGGACGAGUAGAGGACAUGCCCAGUGCGUGAGAAGUAGACAGAGCCGGCGAUGGACGCGAUGACGGCGCAGAGGUAUCCGAGUAGAGUGAGGUCUUUGCGCAGGAUGGUGUUCCAGCAGGCCGGCGUGACGUCGUCCCUCCACCACUUGUCGAUGACCUUGGGCAGCAGGGCCUCGCCGAUGGUGUGCUUGGACGACUUGGCCGAGGCCGCCUGGAUGAACCGCUCGCCGGUCGAUAUGGCCGCCUUGCGGAAGCGCCACCAAAUGAAGUAGGAUGAAACAGCCGACUGCACACAGACAGACACACACACAUACAUACAGGGGGGCAGCGCCAUGGCUGUGGGUGUUGGUUACCGACCUUUAGCUCGGCGAGUGCUUGGUCUAGGGGCACUUGCACGAUAUCCUUGAGGGCCUCCACGUUGCGCUGGUCGAGCGCCCUCUCCCGCUGCUCCAGUCUCAGAUGCAGAUCACGCAAACCCUGGUUACACGGAACACACACCACACACGCCACACAGGCAAAGAUGAAGCGGGCAAAAAGCACUCUGGUGGGCAGAGAUACUCACCCUGUUCCAUGCGGACGAGUUGGCGCAGUAGAGCAGUGCGAAGGCGGCGUCUGCGGCCUCCCUGCCCCUGUCGAAGUGCUCCUUGAGCGUGUGGUCCUCGACGGGGAAGACCACACCCUUCUGGAUUAUCCCCUCGAACUCGUGCUCCAGCUGAUGCAUCUUACGCUGACCACACACACAGAUACACAGAGAGAGGCUGCUCGCUGGUGUGUGGGUGUGUGGGUCUUGGGGUGUGUGUGGUUGGUUACCUCGGCGUUGUCUUCGCAUCGUUUCUCCCAGUUGGCUUCUACGGUUUUGGUGCCCUUCUGGACGAUCUUGUCGAGGGUGGCGCGCCAGUCCCUCAUGUAGGGGUGGCCGUGCAGGCCUCCGAGCUCGCUGUCAAAGGCACCCCGCGACGCAUCACUCAACCCCUGCACACACUCACACACGAACGGACACACACACAGAUGUGGGAUGGCUGUGGUGAGGGAUGGCUGUGGGUGACUGUUUACUUGUAUUUUGCUGUUGAGGUCAUCCAGUGAGAUGUCCAGACUGCUGGGCUUCACCUCGGUAAACACCUUAUCCGCCCGAGCCUGAGCUGCCACACACACACACACACACACGCAAACACACGCAAAAACACACACAUGUCGGUCACUCUCUCUGCUGGUCCCUCUCUCUCUCUUUCCCUAUUCCCCUGCACCACACCUACCUCUGUCGACGGCCUUCUGCGUGAUCCUGCUGUUAUUCCGCGAUAUCUCGUUGAUGUGCGCCUUGGUGAUCUGCUCGAAGCUCGCCAGGCUCGACUUACAGCACUGGCUGUCGGUGAAGUUGGGGUGCUCCGCCCUCAGCGACUCGAACAGCUUGGCCGUCGCCUCGUCCCUGGCCUCGUUGGCCGCCUUGUCAAGCGCAUUGGGCGUGAGCGGCAGCGUGUCGUGGAUGUCGUCCAUCUGUUCCAUGAAGGACCGGAAGUGGACGCUCUUCCACCGCUCGCAGUGGUCGGUGAGGGUGCGGCAGUUCUGCUGCUGCAGGCUGCGCAUGGCCUUGUGUAUGUCGGCCUUGAGCUUGUCGCUGGCGUCUUUGGAGUACUGCUCCAGCCCCUUGGUCAGCCGCCAGAAGACCAGCAUGACACUUGUGCGGACCCGCUCGUGCUGCUUGUCGAACUCGUCGUCGUACAGCGGCCGGGUGCCGUUGAUGGCCUUCAUUAUCUCGGUCUCGUACUUGCGCAGCAUGUCGUUCUUGGUCAUGGACACCUGCAGCUGAGCGUACUGGUCCCACAGCGAGCUCGGCGGCUUCGGCUGCGCAUCCUCUGACCGAGAUGCCGCCACCAGGAACUUGACCAGGUCAGCCAGAUCGGCGCCGCUCAUUUUGCGCUCCUCGCUCUUGGUCUUGGGGAAGCGGCUCGCGUCCGCUAUCAGCCGCUCGCGGAACUGCCUCAUUUCCUCGACAAAGGCGCGCUCGAAUGCCGCCUCGUCGGCCUGGUCGAGACGGCUCAGCGCGGAGGCGUCACCGCUAGGCGGUGGGAGCGUGACGCAGUCGACUCGCGAGAAGAGGUCUGAGAUGGAGCCGUUCUUGCCCUCCCUGUUGCGGUUGUCGAUGAGCUCCUCCAGCCAGCGGCGGGAGCUGCGGCCGUUGAGAUCCUGAACGAAGUCCUGCACCACCCACGUCAGGCCCGAGGGCUUCAGCGACUCCACCAGAUCGGCCACCGAGCUGUUGGCGAACGUGUGGGCGCGAACACCAAACAGCUGACGAUGAACCACAUUCACACACACGGACACACACACACACACACAUAAUGGCCAUGAGGAACAUUCUGCAUGUGGGUGUACACGCGCCCCGCCGACCCAGCGACCGACCGACCUGCGAUCUACGUGUGAGGAAUUCCAGGUAGUCGAGUGCGUUUUGGUCGAUGAGUUUGACCGAGUUGUAGACGACCUCCGACGAGAGGAGCGUGGCGACCGAGAAGACCUUGCUGUCGUAGUCUGCCGUGAUGUUGGGGCCGUAGAAGCCCUCGGUGUCCAGGAAGAGGAUGCUGGUGCCGUUGACGUCUAUCGGCUCGGACCACCACCACAGCCCGCUCGUCUUGGGGUCCACGGUGUAGCCCAGCUCAAACCCUCGACGCUCACCUGAAAGACAGACACAAAUGCGACACACACACACGACAGAAACUGCGAGAAGAGGCCAUGUUUUCGCCCCAUGCUGCAUGGCUGUGUCCGCUUCGUCUCAUCCUGACUGUCUGAUCAUCCCUGUGGCCCACCACCGUAGGUACCCAGUAGCUGAUUGAGGAGGAAGCUCUUGCCGCUGUGGAUGGCUCCGACGACCGACACAACGGCGAUGGGCGCCGGCACCUGCUUGAGCCUGUCGACAUUGGUCCGAUUGAUGAGCAGCUGCGUGUGGCUCUCGUCGGGGUAGAUCAGCUGCAGCGGCUCCCCGGACGCAUCGCAGGCAAUGACGAGAGAGGCUAGCGACACACAGAUGCGUAGCAAUAGGGCUGCUCUCAUCCUGGCUGCUCACAUCCAAGGAAAACAAAAACCAAAGUGGCAG
Messenger RNA from Vitrella brassicaformis, 4005 nucleotides. The record is from the annotation of a GenBank genome assembly. NCBI's taxonomy places the organism in Eukaryota, Vitrellaceae.